AGUCAGAGUGACUUGGCACAAUCUGGACGAAGCAAAAGAUCCCGAAGUGGAAUUUCACGAAAUCAAAUCACAAAUUUACUAGAAAAUUUUGAUACUGUAAGUAAUCAGCAUUCUUGAAUAAUCACAAAAAGACUCAAAAUAGACCUCCUUAUAGGCUGCUCGAAGAGCGAUGGGAACUAUAGAAGACCAAAUAGAAAAGGACCUGAGAAUUUUCAAGAUAAAUGGAAUGGAGCAAAUAUUCGCUGCAGAGGAUUACAUCUUUACACUUGUGAAACCUCUUGAUCAUAGAUACAGAGAAAUAACUAGUAAAUGUAAAUGAUGAUUAGACACAAUUGAUACUUCCAAGUUAAAUUUUUGAGAAUUCUGUGGAAAAUAACAUCUGUUCUAAGAAAGAGUGUCUUCCCAAGAAAAGACAAUUCCCUAAGAAUCUUGAACUCAGAGGAGAAUGCUGAAUAGUCUGUGACAGGAAAUUUUAUAUCCAUGAAUUAUUCGCAGAGUUUAGGGAAAAAUUGGAUAAUAUCACAAAAGAGGAGAAGGCUAUCAAAGAAGUUAUCAUCUCUAAGGAGAAAAAUAUAAAAGACAUUGACAGGGAAAUUGCCAAAAUCAGUGACUUCGCAGCUGAGAGGAAAUUCAAGGAGAAAAUGGAACUCAAUUCGCUAAAAAUCGACCGGGUAAAAGAAGCUCUGAAAAUAGUUGACUCUGAUCGUAAACAGAUAUACGCUGAAAAAAACAGGAUAAUUGAUGAAAUCUCAAAAACAGAAGAAGAUAGAUUUCAGUUAGAAACCCAGCAGAAUGAACUUGAAAAUGAGAGUGUUGAAAUAAACGACAGAAUUUGUGAAGUCAACUAUAAAAUAAAGGAAAUAAAGGAAGUCCUCAGGACAGAUUACGUCGGUCGGAAGAAAACUGAGAGCUUUCUACAGAAGCAAAAGAUAGAUAUGAAAACAGCAGAAGCCACUUCUUCAGGAGGUUGCUUUAGCUUUUUCUCGUCUUGAAAAGGACCUACUCAGGAUCUCAUACCAGAAGAGAAUAAGGAUGAAGCUCCCACCCAAGAUUGCUCUGCGAGGGAGAGUAAGGAACAUGAAGCCAAUAAAGGCUCAAUAAUCUCUCAAUAUGAGACCGGAAGUUUCAUCUCCAAGGAGUUCCAAGAUGAGCCAUAUAAUAAUGGGACUACAGAGUAUCAACCCAAGCAGAGUAGUAAGAAGAGAAGAAGAAAACCUCAGAUUUAGGAAAAGUUGUUUUCAUUUUAAAAGUUGGUAGAAG
Molecule: messenger RNA, 1260 nt
Organism: Moneuplotes crassus
Lineage: Eukaryota; Ciliophora; Spirotrichea; Euplotida; Euplotidae
Source: the annotation of a GenBank genome assembly